Molecule: messenger RNA, 1103 nt
Organism: Choloepus didactylus (southern two-toed sloth)
Lineage: Eukaryota; Metazoa; Chordata; Mammalia; Pilosa; Megalonychidae
Gene: RPS3A
Product: ribosomal protein S3A
Exons: 6
Coding region: 66-860 (264 amino acids)
Biological process (GO): translation
Cellular component (GO): cytosol; ribosome
Molecular function (GO): structural constituent of ribosome
Source: RefSeq, a predicted model, not a curated record
GCCCGCCGUACGCUAAGUUCUCGCGCGAGUUGCACUUCCGCCCUUUUGGCUCUCUGAGCAGCACCAUGGCGGUUGGCAAGAACAAGCGCCUUACAAAAGGUGGCAAAAAAGGAGCCAAGAAGAAAGUGGUUGAUCCAUUUUCUAAGAAAGAUUGGUAUGAUGUGAAAGCACCAGCAAUGUUUAAUAUAAGAAAUAUUGGGAAAACACUAGUUACAAGGACUCAAGGAACCAAAAUUGCAUCUGAUGGCCUUAAGGGUCGUGUUUUUGAAGUGAGCCUUGCUGAUCUGCAGAAUGAUGAAGUUGCAUUUAGAAAAUUCAAGCUAAUUACUGAGGAUGUGCAGGGCAAAAACUGCCUAACCAACUUCCAUGGCAUGGAUCUUACCCGUGACAAAAUGUGUUCCAUGGUUAAAAAAUGGCAGACCAUGAUUGAAGCUCAUGUCGAUGUCAAAACUACCGAUGGUUAUUUGCUUCGUCUUUUCUGUGUUGGUUUUACCAAAAAACGCAACAAUCAGAUUCGGAAGACCUCUUACGCUCAGCACCAACAGGUCCGCCAAAUCCGGAAAAAGAUGAUGGAAAUCAUGACCCGAGAGGUGCAGACAAAUGACUUGAAAGAAGUGGUCAAUAAAUUGAUUCCAGACAGCAUUGGUAAAGACAUAGAAAAGGCUUGCCAAUCUAUCUAUCCUCUCCAUGAUGUGUUUGUUAGAAAAGUAAAAAUGCUGAAGAAGCCCAAGUUUGAAUUGGGAAAACUCAUGGAGCUUCACGGUGAAGGUAGUAGUUCUGGAAAAGCAACUGGAGAUGAGACAGGUGCUAAAGUGGAACGAGCUGAUGGUUAUGAGCCACCAGUCCAAGAAUCUGUUUAAAAUUCAGACAGAAUAAAGCCUUAUUUGUGAUGGGUUGCUUCUGAACAUUCUUUUAAAAUAAUCUAACAAUUUGGUGAAUCAGAUGUUCUAAUUUGGUAGUGCAACUUCUGAUCUGCUGUAUGGGUUUUAUACAUUGCCUUUUGGUAAGUACUUGUGAAAGGGAUACCAUUUACUAUUCUAAGCUCUUGUAAUUUGGAAGUGUUAUGUAGAUGGUUAAUAAAAGGAAAACCUUUCUUUACAUGG